Mesorhabditis spiculigera is the source of this 723-nucleotide messenger RNA. The record is from the annotation of a GenBank genome assembly. Lineage: Eukaryota; Metazoa; Nematoda; Chromadorea; Rhabditida; Rhabditidae.
AUGGAGCGGCUAACCCAUGAAGAAAGGGUGCUCAACGAGCGGUCCUACGAGGACGUCCUCAGACGGAGGAGGAUGAUGUUCGCCUGUUGCUUAAUAGCUUGGCUAGCGGUCAUCAUCCUGAUAGCGGCGAUGGCCAUCCCGAAAUGGGAAGUCCUUACCUUUACGAAUAUUGAUUGGGAAAUCGUACGCGUCGAACUUGGCGUCUGGGGCGAGUGGAGACAGACGACGAACACCAGCCGACCGAUCACCGAAUGGAUCCCCCACUUCCCUGCUCCUCCCGCUCACCUGACUCGAUUGGCCGAUGAGGACUUGAAGCACUACUACCGCGCACAAGCCGUGAUCGGCAUCAUCGGCCUAGUGCUCUUGAUCGCCACCAACCUGUUGGCCAUGUACACCUUCUACCACCAUCGUUAUACCUACAAACGACUGACCGCUGCGUUGUACUUUGUUUGCACUAUGUGCGUCUUGGCUGCUAUCGAGGUACUAUCGAACAGUGUUGAUGAGUGGAAUACUACUGUCGUGGCGAAAUCACAGGACGAAACCCACUGGGACUACGACGCUGUCCGUGAAUCCGGCUACGCAAAAUACAUGGCUUACAGCGUCGUCAUCAUCUGUGCCCUCUCCUCCUUAACCUUCCUCUAUGGCUCCCACAAACAAAAGGGCGAAAAUGCCGCUACGGCCGAAUUCGAGAUCGAGGACCGUCCCAUCCAUAUGGGACGCUUG